Messenger RNA from Dendronephthya gigantea, 5204 nucleotides. RefSeq names its product lysine-specific demethylase 5A-like. The record is from RefSeq and is a predicted model, not a curated record. Gene Ontology annotation, molecular function: DNA binding; histone demethylase activity. Gene Ontology annotation, biological process: chromatin remodeling. The coding region runs from base 72 to 4967 and encodes 1631 amino acids. Lineage: Eukaryota; Metazoa; Cnidaria; Anthozoa; Malacalcyonacea; Nephtheidae. The transcript has 27 exons. Gene Ontology annotation, cellular component: nucleus.
GAAAUAUGGCGAUAGUUGCGUAGUGUGUGCUUUAAAUUGUUUUUGUGUGUGGUAAUGUAGGAUUUUCCCUCAUGGAAGGGCACACGUUCGUUCCUCCACCAGAAGCUCCUGUUUUUGAGCCGACUGAAGAAGAAUUUCAAGAUCCUUUAGCGUUUAUUACCAAAAUACGGCCGUAUGUGGAAAAAGUUGGAAUUUGCAAGAUUCGCCCUCCGCCUGAAUGGCAGCCACCAUUCUCCGUGGACGUAGAGAAAUUUAGAUUUACUCCUCGAGUGCAAAAACUCAAUGAACUCGAGGCAACAACAAGAGUAAAAUUCAAUUUUUUGGACGCUAUUGCCAAGUUUUGGGAAUUGCAGGGCACAAGUUUAAAACUCCCAAUGGUCGACAAGAAGAAUUUGGAUAUUUUCAAACUUUACAAGACUGUUCAUGAAGAAGGUGGAUAUGAGUAUGUGACAACAAAGAGAAAAUGGCCUGUAGUGGCCCGCAAAAUGGGUUAUUUGGAAAUAAAAUCAGUCCCAGCAUGCCUUCGAAAUCAUUAUGAAAAGCUACUUUUUCCCUAUGAUGUCUUCCAAUCUGGUCUAAUGACAGAUACUGAUCCUACACCAGAGCCCAAACCGACAAGAACUCCUAAAGCAGAGCCUGAAAGUAGAAUGAGAAAAUCUGCACGCCAAAUUAGACAAGAACAGGUGCAGCAAUCAAUUGACUAUUCAAGAAAUCCAGAAUUAAAGAAAUUACAAUUCCUAGCACCAGGUCCUAAAAUGACAACUGUUUGUGAAUCAGACAGUGUAAAAGAAGAAAUGGAUACAUCAGACAAUUACCAACCAUCCAAGAGUGUUAAAAUAGAACCUGAAACUGUUGAGAGUAAGGAUAUCAUUCCUUCUGAUGAAGAUUCAAAAAGUCAAAGAAGAAGACCUGUCCGCAAAGCCAGUAAAAAGAUGUUGCAAGAUCACAACCCUGGGCUGUUUCAGGAUGACUAUUUAUGUCAUAUGUGCAGUUCUGGUGAUGAUGGUCAGUACCUACUGUUGUGUGAUGGUUGUGAUGCUAGUUUUCAUACAUACUGUCUCAUUCCUCCAAUCACAACUGUGCCUAAGGGAGAAUGGAGAUGUCCAAAGUGUAUUGCACAGGAAUAUGACAAACCUAUAGAGAUGUAUGGAUUUGAGCAGUCUAAAAAAGAAUACAAUUUACAAUCUUUUGGUGAAAUGGCGGACAAAUUUAAAGCUGAUUAUUUUGGUUUGCCUCCCGAGUCCGUACCGUACGAUGUGGCGGAAAAAGAAUUUUGGAGAUUGGUCGGUUCUGUCGAUGAAGAGGUAUCAAUUGAAUAUGGUGCUGACCUCCAUACCGCGGUCCAUGGCAGUGGUUUUCCGGUGAAAGAAAAUGUUACAAAUAACAUUGAAGAGUUUUAUGCCAACUCAAAGUGGAAUCUGAACAAUUUACCAACACUUCCGAACUCCGUCUUAAGUCAUGUGUGCGGUAAUAUAUCCGGAAUGAAGGUUCCUUGGAUCUACGUCGGUAUGUGUUUCUCCAGUUUCUGUUGGCAUACGGAGGAUCAUUGGAGUUAUUCUAUUAAUUAUCUUCAUUGGGGUGAACCCAAGACAUGGUAUGGUAUCCCCGGUGACUGCGCUGAGAUGUUUGAGAACGUCGUUCAAGAAAUUGCGCCAGAGCUUUUCGAAGCACAUCCUGAUCUUCUGCAUCACCUGGUGACCAUUGUUAACCCCAACGUUCUCAUGACAAAAGGCGUUCCGGUCGUUCGGACUAACCAAGAAGCCGGCGAGUUUAUUGUUACCUUUCCACGAAGUUAUCACGCUGGCUUUAAUCAGGGUUAUAAUCUCGCUGAGGCUGUCAACUUUGCUACCGCUGAUUGGCUUUCAAUGGGACAUCUUUGUGUUUCGCACUACCGUCGAAUGAAUCGCACGACCGUGUUCUCACAUGAAGAACUCGUGUGUAAUAUGGCGGCAAAUCCUGACAAUCUUGAUCUCAGCUUAGCCAAGGCAAUUUAUGAUGAUAUGGUCACAAUGGUUGAUCAAGAAAGUAAACUACACAAGGAACUAAAGGACAAGGGUGUUGUCGAGACAAAAAGACAAGCCUUUGAAUUGAUGCCUGAUGAUGAACGACAGUGCAGUAUCUGCAAUACAACAUGCUUUCUCUCAGCGGUUACCUGCCCCUGCGAUAAACAAAAACUAAGUUGUAUCCGGUGUGCAUCAGAACAUUGCAGUGAAUGUGACAUUGAGAGCUUGAUUAUAAGACAUCGUUACAGUCUGGAUGAGCUGCAAGGCAUGCUAGCACAGUUGAAGAAAAGAGCCGAUUCCUUUGAUAACUGGGAAAAUGAAGUUAGACAAUCAUUGGAUGCAUCUGCUGGAGCCAAAGUCUCUUUAAGUGUACUACGUGAGUUGGUCACAACUGCUGAACAAAGUCAAUUUCCUGAAUGUGGUUUGUUAGAGGAACUGAAGGUUGCUGUGGCAGAAGCUGAACGCUGCGGUAAUGUUGCGACACAGCUAGUGACUAAGAAACAUCGUACGAGGACUGCUGAUGUUCUUAGUAACAACACAAUCACGCCAAGUUUAAACUUGGAAGAACUGCAAGAAUUUUGUCGUCAGCUCCAACGGCUACCCUGCAUUAUAGACCAAGCAGAGCUUGUUCAGGAUUUAAUGAACCGAGUGGAAAGUUUUCAAAGCGAGGCGCAGGAAAUUUUGUGCGAAGCUGAACCGAGUGCUAUCAAACUCAAACAACUUCUUGAUACGGCAAUAGCUCUUGAUGUGGACCUCCCAGAGAUACCAAAGUUAAAACAAGAACUCCAUCAGUGCCGUUGGCUUGAGAAAGUCGAGGAAACAUUGCAAGAUACACGACAAGUAUCAUUGGACGUUUUGAGGGAGUUACUCGAUGAGGCCUCUAUGCUGACCAAAAAACAAAUUGUUGAGAAAAGUACUCAGAAACUACGAAGUCUUGUGAAUACGUGCGAGGAAUGGGAAUCGAAGGCCAAGCUGUGUUUGCAGGCUAGGCCACGUCAUCUGAUGUCCUCAAUACAGGCAAUAAUACGUGAGGCAUCUUUGGUUCCAGUCCACUUACCUAACAUCGAUGCAUUGAAGGAGGCUCUAGACAAAGCACGUGAGUGGUCGAACAAAGUUGAUCACGUGCAGAAUGAUGAAUACUAUCCAUACUUACAAGUACUUGAUGCUCUGGUGAUGCGCGGUAGACCAAUACCUGUACGACUAGAGCAGUUGCCUCAGAUGGAAUCACAAGUUGCUGCAGCAAUUGCUUGGAGGGAUCGUACUGGAAGAACAUUCCUCAAGAAAAACUCCAGCUCUUCAUUGCUUGAGAUUUUGUCCUGUCGUAAAGACAUCGGUGUUUACAAACUGCUGGGUAAACAACGCCGCAAGAAAGACAAAGAUCGUGAGAAGGAAAGGGACAUUAUUGAUUUAGCCGACCUUGAGGACUAUAUUGAUCGUAAGCCAUCGGAACAGUCCGCCUUAUUUCGUGUCGCAAAGCAAAAAGAACUGCAGGAAAUGCGCGAUCUGAGAAAACGCAAUCUGGCGCGUUUUGACGAUCUCAACUCACUGCAGCCGGAGAACCGGCAGUUUUGCGUUUGUCGCAAAGCGGCCGACGGUUACAUGCUUCAAUGUGAACUGUGUAAGGAAUGGUUUCACAGCACGUGUGUACCUUUGCCACGCACACCUAGCAGCAAGGGUACCACGAAAAAUGUGCCUAGUAGUGAAACAUCUCGGACUCUGAAAUACCUAUGUCCGUUAUGUCACCGUUCACGUAGACCUCGCUUGGAAACAAUUCUGUCACUUUUAGUCUCGCUCCAGAAACUCCCGGUGCGUUUAGCUGAAGGAGAAGCGUUGCAGUUUCUAACUGAGCGUGCGAUGAACUGGCAAGAUCGUGUCAGGCAGUUCUUACUAAUCGGAAAUGUUUCUAAAGUUUGGCAAAAAAUUCUACUUGCGGAAACUUUAAAACAAGAGCCGAAUGCUGAAGGCUCGUCUGCGCCUCCACCGGUAACCACAACGACGCUACUUCAGCAAAAUAUGGCCAUGGCAAUCACUGCGCAGACUCAAAAAACACUUCAAGAAAAUGCGCCUCCAGUUCCAAACGCCUCGGCCAUUGCCUCUGAAAACACGGGGAUGGAGAUUGAUGUGGUUGGGAACACUCAAGAAGGAUGUAAAGGGGUUUCUGAUGGUAAUGAGGAUAACACGGAGGUUGAGAAUGAUAACGAAGGUGAUAGUGGGUGUGUUGAAAUAAAGUUAUCGCAACACGAGGUAGAUGAAGUUGAAGACUACAUGAUGGAAGGUGAUUUACUGGAAGUCACUCUUGAUGAGACUGAGACGUUAUGGAAGAUAUUAGUCAGUCAGCGAAAACAAACUGAACAGAAGAUACAGCUUGUCCUACCGAAGAAAACAGAGGAGAAGAAACGACGUAAGCGAAAGAAAAACGACGAGAAAUUACACGAUAAAGAAAACACAGCAAAGGUUAACAAAAAAUUUAAACAAAAGAAAAACAAGAAACUUUUGGACGAUGAUCCAGAUAGACCCAAAAGAAAGUACGUCCGUAAGCAAAAGAAAGCAGAGAUUGUGGACGUCGAGGGUGAUGACGACGAUGAUGAAGACGAGGCUUGUCUAGCCAGACCUUGUAAACAUCCAUCAAGUGAUGAAGUUGACUGGGUACAAUGUGAUACUUGCGAGCAAUGGUAUCAUAAUUUAUGUGUAGGCAUCACUGCAGAAACUGCUGCGGAAUUGGAUUCCUAUGUAUGCCCGUACUGUAAUUGCUCACAUGACCCCUUGUCCAACGCCACUUCCCCCGACUCGAAUAUAGAUGUGGUCAGCACCACUCCCCACGCUACUACACCACGCUCUCCUAGAUCGCCCACCAGCACAAAACAACAUCCGGCAGCUAUCCCCUUACCCGAAGCAUUCACCAAGUCUCCAACUCUAACUGAACAAGCAACAAACAUGAAUCCCAUGAUAGCCGUUGAAAGAUAAAGAUAUUCCACUACGAAUUAUCCCCAAAUAAAUUAUAGUGUUGCAUAAAAUUUAGAAUGAUUAUAUAACUGACAGAGACGCUGCAAAUAUGCGUACAUUUGGCUUUGACCCAAAAGUAUUCGCACUGCGUAUUUUAAUGUUAAUUAUCUGAAGAUGUUUUCAUCUCGGUAUACCGUUUGACAUGGAAAGCGGUCACGAUGUAAUGGUGAUGUGUUAUUUAUUUUGGUAAUAAGUGAA